Molecule: messenger RNA, 3486 nt
Organism: Fraxinus pennsylvanica
Lineage: Eukaryota; Viridiplantae; Streptophyta; Magnoliopsida; Lamiales; Oleaceae
Source: the annotation of a GenBank genome assembly
AUGGAUCUUCUUUUAGUUCCUUAUUCUUCAGAUUCCAGCCUGAAACUAAUCCAGUGGCCGCCGUUUUUACUUGCUAGCAAGAUCCCAAUCGCAUUGGACAUGGCAGUUCAAUUUCGAUCAAAGGAUGCUGACCUUUGGAGGCGUAUAUGUGGUGAUGAGUAUAUGAAAUGUACUGUCAUUGAAUGCUAUGAAUCAUUCAAACAUGUUCUGAAUGCUUUGGUCGUUGGAGAAACUGAGAAAAGAAUAAUAGGAAUCAUCAUUAAAGAUGUUGAAAGCAACAUAUCAAAGAAUACAUUCCUUGCAAAUUAUAGAAUGGGUCCUUUACCUGAUCUUUGUAAAAAAUUCGUGGAGCUUGUAGAGAUGUUGAAAGAUGGUAACCUGUCCAAAAAAGAUAGAGUUGUCUUGUUGCUACAAGAUAUGUUAGAAGUAGUUACUCGUGACAUGAUGGUGAAUGAGAUCCGUGAGCUGGCCGAACUUGGUCAUAGUAAUAAGGAUUCUGGAAGACAACUUUUUGUCAAUAUUUUGUUUCCUCCUCCAAAUACAGCACAAUGGGAAGAGCAGAUACGGCGUCUUUAUAUGCUCCUAACCGUAAAAGAAUCUGCCAUUGAUGUGCCAACAAACCUUGAAGCACGUCGAAGGAUAGCAUUUUUCACAAAUUCACUCUUUAUGAAUAUGCCACGCGCUCCUCGAGUUCGCAAAAUGCUUUCAUUCAGCGUCAUGACUCCCUACUAUAGUGAGGAGACUGUUUAUUCAAAGAGUGACCUUGAAAUGGAAAAUGAAGAUGGUGUAUCAAUUAUAUAUUAUCUUCAAAAAAUUUAUCCAGAUGAAUGGAAUAACUUCAGGGAGCGUCUAAAUUGCAACGAACAAGAGGUCUGGGACAAUGAAGAGAACAUUCUGCAAAUACGUCACUGGGCCUCCUUGAGAGGACAAACUCUUAGCAGAACAGUUAGAGGGAUGAUGUACUAUAGAAGGGCUUUGAAACUUCAGGCUUUUCUUGACAUGGCUAGAGAAACUGAGAUACUUGAAGGCUACAAAACCGUUUCAGUACCAUCAGAGGAAGAUAAAAAGAGUCAGAGAUCCUUGUAUGCUCAAUUAGAAGCUGUAGCUGACAUGAAAUUCACAUAUGUAGCCACAUGCCAGAACUACGGGAACCAGAAGCGGAGUGGAGAUCGUCGUGCAACUGACAUUUUAAAUUUGAUGGUGAAUAACCCAUCUCUUCGUGUAGCAUAUAUAGAUGAAGUUGAAGAAAGGGAAGGUGGAAAAAAUAAAAAAGUUUAUUAUUCUGUAUUGGUAAAAGCUGUUGAUAAUCUUGAUCAGGAAAUCUACCGUAUAAAGUUGCCAGGCUCAGCAAAGAUGGGAGAAGGGAAACCUGAAAACCAGAACCAUGCUAUUAUAUUUAGUCGUGGGGAAGCUCUUCAGACCAUUGAUAUGAACCAGGACAACUAUCUGGAAGAAGCUCUUAAGAUGCGCAACCUACUUGAGGAAUUUAAUGAGGAUCAUGGGGUGCGGCCUCCUACUAUUCUCGGUGUUCGUGAACAUGUCUUUACAGGAAGUGUAUCAUCAUUGGCUUGGUUUAUGUCAAAUCAAGAAACAAGCUUUGUCACCCUUGGUCAAAGAGUUCUAGCAAGACCUCUGAAGGUGCGGUUCCACUAUGGGCAUCCAGAUGUGUUUGACAGAAUUUUUCACAUUACCCGUGGUGGCAUAAGCAAAGCAUCUAAGGGCAUUAAUCUUAGUGAGGAUAUAUUUGCCGGUUUCAAUUCGACUCUGAGACGUGGAAAUAUUACUCACCAUGAAUAUAUCCAAGUUGGGAAAGGACGAGAUGUUGGCCUCAACCAGAUAUCACUUUUUGAAGCCAAAGUUGCAUGUGGUAAUGGGGAGCAAACACUCAGCCGUGACAUCUACAGACUGGGCCAUCGUUUUGACUUCUUCCGCAUGUUGUCAUGUUACUAUACAACAACUGGUUUUUAUGUCAACUCAAUGCUUGUGGUCCUUAUAGUCUAUGCCUACUUGUACGGAAAGCUCUAUCUUUCACUUAGUGGAAUGGAGACAGCCAUAGUCAAAUUUGCAAGAUCUAAGGGAGACAAUGCUUUGAAGGCUGUCAUGGCUUCACAGUCACUUGUUCAACUUGGUCUUUUGAUGUCACUUCCCAUGAUAAUGGAAAUCGGACUAGAGCGGGGCUUUAGAACUGCAAUUAGUGAUUUAAUAAUUAUGCAGCUUCAGCUAGCUUCAGUCUUCUUUACUUUCUCUCUUGGGACGAAGCUCCACUAUUUUGGGCGGACGAUUUUACAUGGCGGAGCUAAAUACAGAGCCACUGGACGUGGUUUCGUUGUGAGACAUGAAAAGUUUGCAGAGAACUACAGAAUGUACUCAAGGAGCCAUUUCACAAAGGCACUGGAAUUGCUCAUUUUGCUCAUAGCUUAUCAAAUUUAUGGUGCAGCAGCUCCGGAUUCUACAAUUUUCUUUCUUGUCACUUUCUCGAUGUGGUUUCUUGUUGGUUCAUGGUUGUUUGCACCUUUUCUUUUCAAUCCUUCUGGAUUUGAGUGGCAGAAGAUAGUGGAUGAUUUUGAGGAUUGGAAUAAGUGGAUAAGUAACCAUGGAGGUAUUGGUGUUCCAGCAGUCAAGAGUUGGGAAUCGUGGUGGGAUGAAGAGCAAGAGCAUCUCGAACACACAGGUUUGUCAGGGAGGUUUUGGGAAAUUGUCCUCUCUUCGCGCUUCUUCUUCUACCAAUAUGGAAUCGUUUAUCAUUUGAACGUGGCCAAUGGCGACACAAGUUUGAUGAUUUAUGGUCUAUCGUGGCUGGUUAUUGUUGCCGUGAUGAUAAUCUCGAAGAUUGUGUCCAUGGGAAGGAAGAAGUUCAGUGCAGAUUUUCAGCUGAUGUUCAGACUUCUCAAAUUAUUCCUAUUUAUUGGGUUCAUAGUGAUCCUCGUGGUACUCUUCACAUUCCUAAACCUGAGGACUGGAGAUAUUUUUGCGAGCUUACUCGCCUUUUUGCCAACGGGAUGGGCUCUGCUGCAGAUUGCCCAAGCUUGCCGGCCUAUAGUGAAGGGAUUGGGAAUGUGGGGGUCUGUUAAAGCUCUAGCAAGAGGGUACGAGUAUAUCAUGGGAUUAGUGAUAUUUACACCCGUGGCGGUUCUAGCCUGGUUCCCAUUUGUCUCAGAAUUCCAGACUAGGCUGCUCUUCAACCAGGCCUUCAGCAGAGGACUUCAAAUCCAGCGGAUUCUGGCUGGUGGAAAGAAGCACAACAAAGCUGACAAUAUGUACCGACUUCCUAUCCUUGUAGAUUUGGUGCUAUAUAUACAGCAAAGCUUACAGCUGCCUCUGCUUCUUUACGUAUGGUGUAAGCAGGUUCUGCCAACAGCAACCGUACAAGUUGAUUCAACUAACAUAAUUGAAAAAGCAUCCUCAGCUCAGGCACGCCUUAACUUGUAUAGAGCCACCAUAAGGAGAAUUGAAAAAGCAUGGUGGUCUGCAGCUGAUGCUGGAUGA